GUCAGAAAUCGGUUGGGUCUAGCAGUCAAGCCCUCAGCGUUUCGGGGUUAAAACAGUGACGACAAAAGACUAGUAGAAACUGAAACACUCGACUAGCAAUAAAGAGAAAUUUCCUCAAGAGAUGGAGGAUGAUCACAGUAACGGUGGUGUUUUAGAUACGGUAGGAGCAAGUACAGAGGUGUAUUUAAUGAAGUGUCCAGUGGCGGUGGCUAAGUCAUGGCAGAGUCAUGCUGCUUCUUCUGAUUUUCAACCUGUAGCCAAGUUCAUUGAGUCUAUUGAUCCUCUUCAUCCCGAAGACAGGAAGUUCAAAAUGGAGAUGCUUAGCUCUGAAUCUGUGAACCUUCCAAAAAGAUAUACUUUGAAUAGGGCUAAAGAAAUUGUUCCUAUGUCUAUUUUUUCAGAGACAAAUCAAGGUAGGGUUGCAAUUGAAGGAUUUGUGGAAAAAAAAUUUGACAUGAAGCCUUAUGAAGAAAAUAUUGAGGAAUAUGGCAGAUUGUGCCGUGAAAGGACAAAUAAGUCCAUGAUCAAGAAUAGACAAAUACAGGUGAUUGAUAAUGACCAUGGAGUGCAUAUGAGGCCAAUGCCAGGAAUGGUUGGCCUAAUUUCAUCCACCUCUAAGGAAAAGAAGAAAACAGCACCAGUUAAACAAUCAGACAUGAAAAGAACUAGAAGGGAUCGUGGAGAAUUGGAAGAUAUAAUGUUCAAGCUAUUUGAAAGACAACCAAAUUGGGCUUUAAAGCAGCUUGUCCAAGAGACUGAUCAACCAGCGCAAUUCUUGAAAGAGAUACUGAAUGAGCUGUGUGUUUACAAUAAGAGAGGAACCAACCAGGGAACUUACGAGCUAAAGCCAGAAUAUAAGAAAUCUGUUGAGGAUGCAGGUGCUGAAUAAGUCAAUGUUCUUCUAUAACUUUGAGACUAAGUACACUUUUAUUUAGUUAAUAUUUUUGUUAGAUGGACACAAGCAACGAAUUAACCCUUGAGAAGGGUGUAAUAGUGUAAUGUCAACAAACAAAGCAUUGUAAGCAAAGCAGAGGAGAAAGGGCUAAAGAAGUAUUAAAAGGAUAAAUAAUUCAGAAUUUUCCUUGAGCAAAAAUGAAAAAUCCCA
Messenger RNA from Pistacia vera, 1105 nucleotides. RefSeq names its product general transcription factor IIF subunit 2. NCBI's taxonomy places the organism in Eukaryota, Viridiplantae, Streptophyta, Magnoliopsida, Sapindales, Anacardiaceae. The coding region runs from base 122 to 889 and encodes 255 amino acids. Gene Ontology annotation, cellular component: transcription factor TFIIF complex. Gene Ontology annotation, biological process: transcription by RNA polymerase II; transcription initiation at RNA polymerase II promoter. The transcript has 6 exons. The record is from RefSeq and is a predicted model, not a curated record.